Molecule: messenger RNA, 4040 nt
Organism: Schistocerca serialis cubense
Lineage: Eukaryota; Metazoa; Arthropoda; Insecta; Orthoptera; Acrididae
Product: protein FAM13A
Exons: 12
Coding region: 1-2166 (721 amino acids)
Source: RefSeq, a predicted model, not a curated record
AUGGUAGCACUGGUGCAGGGGGAGGGCGCGGCGUGGCGCGAGGCGGCCGCCGGCGCGCUGGUGGCGCUGCCCGGCGUGCAGGCGCGCUCGCUGGCGCUGGUGCUGCGGCUGUGCGCGCCGCCCGGCUCGGGCCCCGCGCGCCAGCACGCCGCCUCCUGCCGACACCUGCCGCCCGCCGCCGCGCUCGCGCCGCUGCUCAUCCGCGGCGAGCCGGGCCACGAGCCGGCCGCCGCCGCGCUGCUCGCCGCACUCGCCAGGGACCUCACCGACAACAGGUUGCUGGAUCAUGCCAUCCAAGCGACCGUAGGCAGUCCAGACAUCCACAUUUAUUCUGGAAGCAUACAACGGAAGCGCAAGGAACGCCAUGACAGUUUCGGCCAAGAGUGCAAAGUAAUUAGGUCCAACUCUGAGGAACGCCCUCUUGAAAAUGACACCAGCCACUGCAAAGACGGAAAUGCAAUUCGCCGUGUCAGCAGUCAUGAGGAUUUCUCCCUGGUCCAUGCUGGACACAAAGCAGACAUCACAAACCAAGCCAAUUGCAUUGCUCGUAUUUCUAGUUUGCCGCUACAUGAGCGUAACCCAGUUGCUGUGGUUGGUGGUGCAAAUGUGCACCAAAAAGGUGGCCACCACCAGGCACCUCCUGCUUCUGCCCCGGCAACAGUCGUGAGUGACGUGUCCGGUAGUGGCAACACUACUGUUGGUGAGGCAGAUCUGUCCGAUGACAAUGAACACGAGAGGCAACGCUGCAGUGAACGCUUCUCACGCUCUGCCGUGCCGAGGCCGGCAAGGGGCCGUCGCAAUCCCGCUCGCCGCCAGCGUCGCCCGGGUCACCAUCGCCGUACUCGCCAUUCUCCUGAUACUGACACUGACAGCUCCUCAAAGGAAAACGAGGAUGAGGAAAGAGGGAACUCACGGUCCCCUCAUUUACAUCCUGCUGGCAGCACCAUACACUAUAACUCAUCUGAGGAUGAGGCAGAGAUCACCAGCUCUCAUUCCUUCUUACAGCUUCAUUCACCCUCUCAGGAACGUGAACGGUCGCCCUCACCUGUGCCAUCAGCAUCGCCUCCUGUAGCUCCUCCACUAGACCUGAAGACUUUGCACCAGCAGGUUGGUGAGAGUGAACCACAACCCUCACGACGUGGUAGCGGUGGUGCAGGAAGUUUGACUAUGCACCAUUUGGACCCCAGUGUGCCACCAUCACCACCUCACGAGCACGCAGGUCCGGGACGCUCACCGCUAAUAUCGCCGGAACAGAGGCUUAAAGCAUUGAACAAACAAGGGCACAGCUUGAAAAAGAAGGUGAAACAGUUUGAGGAGGAUUUCCAAAAGGAAUAUGGGUACCGGCCUUCACACAGUGAUAAAAUGUACGAUAGGGAGAUGAAGAAAGUUUGCGCCGAGUUGAACAAAAUACGUAAGGAAAUUAAACAACUAAAAGAGGAUCCCACAAGUAUUGACUUACUGAUGGACACAUCAGAUACCAGGAGCUCAACUGAUAUGUCCCAUCACCGUCACAAACCUAGGACAAUGGAGGAAAUGGUGCUGGAAGUGGAGAAGCACUUGGCUGAAAAACGGCACCAAGCAGGCCGUCCAGACAAGGUGGACGAGCUGUCCCCAGAGCAGGCUCUGGAUGAGAAAUUGGCUGUACAGAAAGUGUUGCUACAUAUGGAGGAGAUGUUUGGGAGGCCCACUUCAAGAGGAGACCGUGAUCUUGUACGCCCUCUGUAUGACCGCUAUCGUGCUCUCAAGAGGCUUAUCAUCCGUGCAGGAUCAACAAAGCUGAAGGAUAGUGUAUCAGAGCUGGCAACAAUUCAUGAACAUGAAGCAAUGGAAUUUACAAGUCCUCCACUGCCACCAUCAUUGACAACAACGUAUGAGGCUGACACUGCUGAAUCAAUACGGCCAAGCUUGCCGUCAACUUCAGAAACACUUUCAACCAACCUCCAUUCUCUCCCACUGUCGGAGUUGCUGAACCAGCAACGAGCAGCACGUGAGGAUAAGAAACGGUUGCGACGAUCACUGAGGGAGUUUGAGGAGGAGUUCCAGCAGCGCACUGGCAGAAAACUGCAGAAAGAGGACCGCACUGCUAUUGAGAGCAUAUAUACAGCAUACAAGCACACAAAGGCCAAACUGCGACUACUUGAAGCUCUUGUUUCCAAGCAUAUCUAAGCAGUAGCUAUACUCCUGCGAAACACACCUCUAUUCAUAUGAUGAACACUUCUUAACUUCAUGUUUGUUUGGAUAUCUGGACUCAAGUGUUCCUCAUGUGUUUGGUGAUCUCUUGGUGAACACCUUUACUGGUGAAGCAAGAACUGUGAAAAAAAUUAAAUUUGAUGUUAAUUUCUUUCUAUUACUCAGAUUAAUAUACACCAGUAGGAAUCUUUGAUGUUAUUGGGGCAAUAACUAUGUGGAAGAAUGCCAUCCAAUCCCCAAUUAUUCUCCAGGCUUACACUGUAUUCCAUGUCAUUAUAUUAAUAACAGGUACAUAGUGACAUUUGACUCAUAAGAGGACUUCACAGUUUUGAAGUGUGACAUGCAGUGUGUGACACUUAUUUUGUCAAUGAGUUGUUGUGCUUUUGACUUCUUUCAGUGAAUAUAAAAAUGUGGUUGAGAAGUGAGUUAUGCAGUUAGAAACAUUCCCUUGCUUGAUUUCUUGAAGGUUCUAUUCAUUCAUCCUAAUCAAACAGAAGUAGAUGAUAGUGGUAUUUCAAUGGCAUAGACAUUAUUGUGGAAUUGUGAAGCAUCUUGGUGUGUUAGUGUAGCUGUAAUAUGUUGCAUGGUGUAAAAGUAUUUCUUUGUGUACAAGAUUACUUAAAUUAUGGGGGAUCUUGAUACAUGAAUGCAACUUCGCUGUUCUACAAUGAAUGUGAGUGACUAAGGAAUCUCAAAUUUUUUAUGUGCCAGUUAUAUCCACCCUUGUGGUAGACAUAAGGUUCAGUAACUGAAGUUACUUUAGAACUAGGUGUAAGAUACCAUUCAUUAGGUUCAAUGUUUCAAGCAUUAUCAAGAAAGGUAGACCUUAUGUAACCCAGAAUUAAGGCAAAUAAUUUUGCUGCUGUGUGAUUUAAUGCAUGUUCAUCAUUACUCCAUACACAUUUUUAGACAUACAAUCUUACCACUGAAGGAAGGAAUAAAAGUAAUUUGCAAUAGGAAAAGCUUGAAAGUACUGGUUUUGAGUACUGAAAUUUUAUGAAGCAGAAACACAAGACCAGAACUAUCAGUAAUUUGAGCAUUUCUAUUAAGCAGGUGACAUUGUUACAAAACCAAGAGACUGGGAAAACAAUACACAUGUAAGUUAAUGUUUAAAAUAAUUCUUCUCUCCUAUACAAUACCUAUAUAAAUUUGUCAUAGCGAGACAGAGACUGACUAUUGUUUUAGUAUUUGCAGUACAAUGUGUUUGACUAAGUGGAAAAUAAUGUUAUGGAGAGUUGCUUUUUUGUUAAUUUUAUUAUUGUUGGAAAUAUAUCACAUUAUGGUCCCUUAAUACAAUGUUGGAAAUAGUGUUUUAUAUGUUAAUGUGAUCUGUGGAAUUUUCUUCUAACAUUAUGCUGACCUCUGUUACACCUCUCAUACAGUUUAACUGUCUUCUAAAUACUUACUUUCUUUCAUUUAUAAUUUGAAACAUUAUACUACAUUUUGAAACACACAGUUUUCACAAUACUAAGCAGGAAUUCAGUUAUUAUUGUUGGUUUAUUGAUUAUGAUAUUUAACACAGCAACUUUGUGUAACAUCCAUUUGAUGAAACAUGAUCCUCUUGUAAACUAUAUUUGGAUUAGUUAUACAUGCUGGUUUCCAGUAUCAGAUUGUAGAAGCUGUGGGUAAAAUGCUUAAAAAAGGUGGUACCAAAUACAUGCGAGUUAAAGUUGUAUCUCCAUGUAUUGUGGUUGGUUACCUUUUGUUAAAAGUGGAUCUUUCAGUUGCUUUAAUUAGCUUUAUUUAUGUAUAUGUGUUUUGGUAUUUUUAGAUUGUUGAUUGUGAUUGAUUAAUUUUUGUUUAAAAGAGCUGAAAGACUUAUUUGUCAAAUAAAUACAUAUUUCAACUGA